Messenger RNA from Hordeum vulgare subsp. vulgare (domesticated barley), 1396 nucleotides. Its product is annotated as GDSL esterase/lipase At1g74460-like. NCBI's taxonomy places the organism in Eukaryota, Viridiplantae, Streptophyta, Magnoliopsida, Poales, Poaceae. Gene Ontology annotation, molecular function: hydrolase activity, acting on ester bonds. The record is from RefSeq and is a predicted model, not a curated record. Bases 63 to 1133 code for a protein of 356 amino acids. The transcript is spliced from 2 exons.
GAUUAACCAGGACUUGAUUAGUAGAGUAAGAGGCCGGCAAUAGUACGUGCUUGCAGAUCGAGAUGGGUUGUGAGAGGAAGCCGCCGCUGGCCAUUGCUCUGACGCUGGCCCUGCUCCUGGGCCUUGCCCACGGCGACGUGGUGCAGUUCAUCUUCGGCGACUCGCUGUCGGACGUGGGCAACAACAACUAUCUGACCAAGAGCCUCGCGCGCGCGGCGCUGCCGUGGUACGGCAUCGACUUCGGCAGCGGCAUGCCCAACGGCAGGUUCUGCAACGGCCGCACCGUCGCUGACAUCAUCGGCGACAAGAUGGGCCUCCCGCGGCCGCCGGCGUUCCUGGACCCGUCGGUUGACGAGACUGUCAUCUCCAAGAGCGGCCUCAACUAUGCGUCCGGCGGCGGCGGCAUCCUCAACGAGACCUCGUCCCUCUUCAUACAGAGGUUCUCACUGUACAAGCAGAUCGAGCUGUUCCAGGGGACGCAGGCGUUCAUGCGGGAGAAGAUAGGGCAGGCGGCGGCAGACAAGCUGUUCGGCGAGGCCUACUACGUGGUGGCCAUGGGCGCCAACGACUUCAUCAACAACUACCUGCUGCCGGUCUACUCCGACUCGUGGACCUACAACGGCGACACCUUCGUCAAGUACAUGGUCACCACCCUGGAGGCGCAGCUGAGGCUCCUCCACGGGCUGGGCGCGCGGAGGGUCACCUUCUUCGGGCUGGGGCCAAUGGGCUGCAUCCCACUGCAGCGGCUCCUGCAGAGGUCGUCCACGGCGUGCCAGGAGUCUACCAACAAGCUCGCCCUCAGCUUCAACAAGCAGGCCGGCGCCGUGAUCAAGGAGCUGUCCGCGUCCUUGCCCAACGCGACGUUCCAGUUCGGGGACGUGUACGACUACUUCCAGGACAUCAUCGACCGGCCCUACAUGCACGGCUUCAACAACUCCCACGCGCCAUGCUGCACGCUCGGCAAGGUGAGGCCGACGCUCACCUGCACCCCGCUUUCCACGCUCUGCAAGGACCGCAGCAAGUACGUGUUCUGGGAUGAGUACCACCCCACGGACAGGGCCAACGAGCUCAUCGCGCUCGAGACGCUCAAGCGCCUCAACAUCACAGUCGUUGCCAACAGCACCUCCAGCUAGCCUGCCACGGACGCCGCUCAUCGAAAUGUAUACGCUUUGACAUGGUCUUCCUGAAUUAUGUGUGCUUGCUUCGACUGUAACCAAAUUAGGAUGAUAUAUACUGUCCACAUAACGGCAUGGAGAAUAGAUGCAUGUAGGGGCCCUGGAUAUGAUUUUUUUUGUGUGUCUGAGAGAACAGCAAGCCAGGAUCAUGCAUCUAUCUUAUAAGAGACGACUAUAUCACGGAUAUUUUUCAUUUCCUUUUAAAAAUAGUGGUUUCCUAA